AUGUUGAUGAUGGAGGACAACGAGCUGGACGCUCAUCAGGUUGAUUCGGAUUUCGAGCCGCAGAGCCGGCCUCGCUCCUGCACCUGGCCGCCUCCGUGCCCGGAGGACUUCCCCGGCGGCGGACACGAGGUCAGCGGGGGUCUCCCACUGGCCAGCAUCAAGGUGGAACCGGAGGACGUGCCGGCGUGCAGAGGGGGUCUGGUGGGGGGUGCACCGGCGGGAGAGCUGAAGCACCCGGCCGGCGCCCCAUGCCUGGCCGCCGGCGGGGGGCUCGAUGGCACCGGAUCCCUGCGCAAAGCCAAGUCCUCCCGGCGGAACGCGUGGGGGAACCAGUCCUACGCGGAUCUCAUUACCCGCGCCAUCGAGAGCACCCAGGAUAAGAGACUCACGCUGUCACAGAUCUACGACUGGAUGGUCCGUUAUGUGCCCUAUUUCAAGGAUAAGGGCGACAGUAAUAGCUCCGCUGGCUGGAAGAACUCCAUCCGACACAACCUGUCCCUCCACACACGCUUUAUCCGAGUGCAAAAUGAAGGGACUGGGAAGAGUUCCUGGUGGAUGCUGAACCCUGAUGGAGGGAAGAUGGGCAAGUCUCCGCGCCGGCGAGCAGUCUCCAUGGACAACAGCACCAAGUACCUAAAAAGCAAAGGCCGCAUCAGAGGCAAGAGGGUUGGUCGUCCUGGGAUAGGAGCUGGGUCUGCUGUGGUGGGGCUCCAGGGCUCCCCCGAUCAUGGCAGCCCACCUCAGAAAGGCCUCCCAGGAGUCGGAGGUGCAACUGGGACAGAUGGAGAGUUUGACGCCUGGACAGACCUCCAUUCCAGGGCUAGCUCGUCAGCCUCGACCCUCAGUGGGCGUCUGUCACCUAUCCUUGCUGAGGAAGAACCUGAGGAACCAGAGGAGGGUGGCUUAUCCUGUUCAACAUCCCCCCAUCUCUACCCCUCACCGACCAGUGCCCGCUCCCCAUCCAUGGGAGCUGGGAAUCGCUGUCCUCCCCUUGAGCAGCUGCCUCAGCUGGCUAACCUGGCAGGGGCCAUCAGGCUGGAUGAGCAGCUCAUGGAGGAGACUUAUCAUCACCAUCAGCAACACCAGCAGCACCCGGCUGUCGGUAGACACAAGCAGCCAACCCCUGUUUACCACUACAGCUCUGGAGUGAAGGGGCAGAGCUCUUAUAGUGCCAGCGUCUACGGAGCAACAGGCAUGGGGAUGCUGCGCCACCACUCACCAAUGCAGACCAUUCAGGAGAACAAGCCAGCCAGUUUCUCUGGAACCAUGCGGGCAUACUCCAGUACCAAUGCCCUGCAGAGUCUGCUCACAGGGGGUCCAGCUGGGCAGCAAUAUUGUUCCAAGGACAUGAUGCUGGGACAGGAGAGGGAAAGCCAUCCUAUGAUUGGUCAAGCUAGUAAUGGAGUAGGCUCCAACCAUCACAGCCACCUCCCUGGUCACCACAAUGGUCACAGCCACAAUGGACCUCAUAGCCACAUCUCAGCUCAUAGCCAUAACAGAACUCAUAGCCAUACUCCUACUCAUAAUCACAACAGUGUAAGCAACCACAACUCACCCCACAGCCUCGUUCACAACAGUCACAACCUCAACCAGAGCCAUAACCACACCCCCCCACGGGCUGUGGCUCUGGCCCCACGUGGCAACGGCAAUCAGCUGCAGACCUACAACCACAAAGCUCCCUACCUGUACAGCCCCCCAUCACAUGCCCACCUCCCAGCCUCCACCACCCUACCCCCUAACCCAGCGGGUAUGCUUGGCAUGCCCCAGGACUCCUGCCAUGUGGCCGCCGCCCCACACCCGCACCCCCGUCAGAACCAUUACCUUGACCCCCAACACCUGGGCAUGACAAACGGACUUUACCACCAUGUCCAGGGGAUGGGGAACGGUAACAUCGGUAGCAACUACCACAGCUAUCACCAACCUCACACCCUUGAGAGACUACCGGCCGAUUUGGACAUUGACAUGUUCCACGGUAGCCUGGACUGCGAUGUGGAGUCCAUCCUCCUCCAUGACAUUAUGGACUCUGGGGAGGAGAUGGACUUUAAUUUUGACUGCUCCCUAGCCCAGGGGGUGGGCAUUGGCAUGGGUAUGGGCAUGGGUGUGACCAUGGGCAUGGGGUUGGGGAUGAGCAGUCUUGCCAGUCCACAGCAAGCCCACAGCAACCAGAGCUGGGUGCCAGGCUGA
Limanda limanda (common dab) is the source of this 2184-nucleotide messenger RNA. Its product is annotated as forkhead box protein O3-like. Bases 1 to 2184 code for a protein of 727 amino acids. The transcript has 2 exons. Gene Ontology annotation, cellular component: nucleus. The record is from RefSeq and is a predicted model, not a curated record. NCBI's taxonomy places the organism in Eukaryota, Metazoa, Chordata, Actinopteri, Pleuronectiformes, Pleuronectidae. Gene Ontology annotation, biological process: regulation of transcription by RNA polymerase II. Gene Ontology annotation, molecular function: RNA polymerase II cis-regulatory region sequence-specific DNA binding; DNA-binding transcription factor activity, RNA polymerase II-specific.